CUCCCAGAUCUCAUCUCAUCUCUCUCUCUCUCUCUCUCUCUCUCUCCUUUGCUUCUCCAAAACCUCUAUUAACUAGGUUAAGCCCUCACUCUCUAUCUCCAUGUAUAUCUCUCCCAAGCUUUCUUCGUAGCUUACCGUAAAUUUUUACACCUUUUUGAAUGAUUUGUUUGUUCCCGACGAAGCUGCCUUCGCGUCGUUUCGUCUCCCUCCUCAAAUUUUCUAAGUUUUCUCUAGUUUCUGCUACGGUAUUUUUUUUAUGGGUGAUUUGUGAAAUUGUUUUGAGGAUAUAAGCUUUACAAUUUUGUUUAAUAAUGGAAGCUGAGGAUGGGCUUGACCUACCAGCUUCAAGCAUUUUUGGUUCUGAAGUACAGAAAAGUAGUAUUGAAUCUGGGAAUAGGUCACCUGAGGCUAAUCCUAUAGUUGGCAAUGAUGAGAACGUGAAAAGAAAUUUAGAUAUGGAGACGGAUUUGGAUCCAGUGGAAGAGAAUUUGAGAACUGUGGGGGGGCAGGAGUCUGGGGAAAUAUUAACAGAGCAGGUUGGUGACGGUAUCAAUGUGAGUGUUGAAAGUUUGGUGGUAGAUGAGAACGUGGGUAUCAAAAAGGAGACACUAAUUCAAAGUGCUACUUUGGAUGUUAGUUCAGCUAAAUCGGGUGUUAAAAGACCCCGAACAUCGUCUGACGAGCAGCAGCCUACUGUCUAUGUUACUUAUAAACACUUGACGAGAGCUAGCAAGCAGAAGCUGGAAAGUUUAUUACAGCAAUGGUCAGAAUGGGAGGCUGAAUAUACGUCCUUGGCUCAGAAUCAAGAAAAACCAUUAGAAUCUGGUGAAGAGAUAUAUUUCCCUGCCUUACGUGUUGGAUUGCAGAAGACUUCAUCUGUGUCAUUCUGGAUCGAUAACCAAACUGGCCCGAAGCCGUUGGAAGAGUUUGUUCUAGUGGAAAGUAGCACCACUCCUCUUUAUGACCGUGAAUUUGCAAUUGGUUUAAAUUCAGCAGAUGGCUCAAGAAACUUGGAAGGAGGAUUGGAGAUUAUUGAUGAUGAUCCUCCACGUUGCUUCAAUUGUGGUGGCUACAGUCAUUCCUUAAGAGAAUGUCCAAAGCCUUUUGAUCGGUUAGCGGUUAAUAGUGCUCGGAAGCUUCAGAAAUCCAAACGAAAUCAGAGUAGUAGUGGGCCCCGUCUACCAUCGAGAUAUUAUCAAAAACCUCAAACUGGAAAGUAUGAUGGCUUGAAACCCGGCACACUUGAUGCAGAGACACGUCAGCUUCUGAAUCUUGGGGAACUAGACCCUCCUCCUUGGCUUAACAGAAUGCGAGAGAUUGGGUACCCUCCAGGAUACUUAGCUCCAGAAGAUGACCAUUUGUCUGGAAUCACUAUAUUUGGAGAAGAGGUGGAGACUCGGGAGGAAAUAGAGAGUGAGGAUGGAGAAAUUUUGGAAAAAGCACCCCCUCCAGAGCCAGAAAUGAAAAAGACAGUCGAGUUUCCAGGAAUUAACGCUCCCUUGCCAGAAAACGCAGAUGAGUGGCUUUGGGAAGCUGCACCUUCACAGAGGAACAAUAGCAGAAGCGACCGAUGGCAGCAAAGAACAAGCAGAGGAAAUGAUUACAGAGACGAUGGUCCGCUUGGUGUUGAAUCAUCGAGUUAUCCUCCAAGGUAUGGCAGUAGAUAUGAUUACGGGUAUGGGUCAAAAGAUUAUAGUUCGAGAUCAAGAAGCCCGGAGUUAGAUAGAUCUGUAUCCGAAAGAAGUAAGAGGGAUUAUUCUUUUUAUGACGCUGAUUUCCGCGAGAGAGAUAGAGACAGAGAUAGAGACAGGAACAGGGAUAGGAACAGAGACUGGGAUAGGGACAGGGAUAUGGACAGAGACUGGGAUAGGGACAGGGAUGAUCGUGAUUGGUCUUAUAGGUUAAGCAGCAGAAGAUGAAACUGUGAGAUUGUUAGCUGUGUAUCAUGUAUGUGUAUGGUUAGGGUUUCCUUUUCUACAUUCUCUUUCUCUCUCUCUAAGUUGAAUUUGUUGUUGUAUCAUGUCCAUGAAAGUGGAAGCUUUUUUUUUCUUAGUUAUCAGACUUUGGGUUUAUACUUUUGACUUUUAUACUUUUUGAUUUAGUCUGCUAGAAAGGUAGUAUCUCCUCUAGCAAGUUUCUUUUGACGCA
This is a messenger RNA of Camelina sativa (false flax), 2148 nucleotides long. RefSeq lists its product as uncharacterized. Lineage: Eukaryota; Viridiplantae; Streptophyta; Magnoliopsida; Brassicales; Brassicaceae. Gene Ontology annotation, biological process: RNA processing. Gene Ontology annotation, molecular function: zinc ion binding; RNA binding. The record is from RefSeq and is a predicted model, not a curated record. Gene Ontology annotation, cellular component: catalytic step 2 spliceosome.